Molecule: messenger RNA, 640 nt
Organism: Lagopus leucura (white-tailed ptarmigan)
Lineage: Eukaryota; Metazoa; Chordata; Aves; Galliformes; Phasianidae
Product: Hermansky-Pudlak syndrome 3 protein-like
Exons: 3
Biological process (GO): organelle organization
Cellular component (GO): cytoplasm
Source: RefSeq, a predicted model, not a curated record
GGAGGCGGAAGGUGGCGAGGCGGGGCGCCGCCGCAGGAAACCUCCGAGCGGUGCCGGUGUUCGGCGGCCAUGGAGACUAUUUGGUGACGAUUGAAGAGAAAAGCAAAGCAACUUUCCUAAGAGCUUAUGUGAACUGGCGAUGCAUGUCUGCAGGCAGUUCUCGUGUUUGUGUCCGGAUGGUGGGUCACAAGAUGGAGGAGUCGUACACCGAAACCUUAAAAGAGCAGAUGUCGAUAGUGGAAAUGGCACUUUCAGAUCCUCCGCUGUGUAUUUCAUGUUGUCCUGUAAAUGGAGAUCUUCUUGUGGGCUGCAGGAAUAAGCUAGUCAUGUUCUGUUUGAAAUACCUGGUCAUAAACCAGAAUUGGACAGUAUUGGACUGUGAACGCUCCUUAAUUUUACACACUGAUAACUUCAUUCCUGCCGAAGUUGCAUUUUGCGCUAGGCACAUAGCGAUAACAACAGAGUUGGAUGUUCUAAUCCUGAAACUGGACCUGGUCCAGCAUAGUGCAGACAGGGGAGAGCAAUGCGCAUAUCAAGUUAGUACAACAGAAAAGCUGGUGGAUGGAGGCAUUUUACACCAGACCAGUCCCCUUUUGGCUUUUGUGAAGAGACGAAGCUGCACUCUGUUCAGUUCCUCCCU